Molecule: messenger RNA, 612 nt
Organism: Colletotrichum orchidophilum
Lineage: Eukaryota; Fungi; Ascomycota; Sordariomycetes; Glomerellales; Glomerellaceae
Exons: 3
Coding region: 1-612 (203 amino acids)
Source: RefSeq, a predicted model, not a curated record
AUGCCGCCCGAGGUCCACAGUGCCGAGGGUGACGAAAAUGGGCUCAGCGGACUGACGACGAGCCGUGUCUUGUCCAACCCAUGCUGCCACGCUGCCUAUCACUGGGCAUUGACAGAAGCGCCGCCGCACUCGUGCACACCUGUCUCGAGGUCCUACGUAGUAGACGCGAUACAACACCACACCACACCAUCCGCAUCCACCACACCCGACCUUUGCUUGAAGAGCCUCAGAAUCGCCCUCGCUCUCGCCUACGCCUACGCCCGUCCAGUCCCUGGUCACCGGCCCCCCGGUGCCGUCUCUGGCGGCACAAGAGUUUUCACAGGGCCGCUCCCCGAAACUGCAUCUAUUUCCGCCGCCGAAGCGGCUACAUGCUCGUGGCUGCGGCUCUCCGUUGACUUGACACAGACCAGAAAUGCUCCACGAAAGGCGGGUGCCAGUGGAUGCGAUGCGACUUCCUGCUUCGGCUUUGAGGCCAUCACCGGGGAAUCGCUGUUCGUCGGGCGGCGGCCGGCGUCAGGCGUCGUGACUCGAGUGGCCGCGGCCACAGCCGCAGUAGCCGCAUCCCGGAGUGUGGCUGCUGUCUUGGCCCCCUUUGGCCUUUUCACGUCCUAA